This is a messenger RNA of Morone saxatilis (striped sea-bass), 2219 nucleotides long. RefSeq names its product toll-like receptor 5. Gene Ontology annotation, molecular function: protein binding. The transcript is spliced from 2 exons. Bases 1 to 1923 code for a protein of 640 amino acids. The record is from RefSeq and is a predicted model, not a curated record. Lineage: Eukaryota; Metazoa; Chordata; Actinopteri; Moronidae. Gene Ontology annotation, cellular component: plasma membrane.
AUGUGGAUGCUGAGUCUUCAGGUCAUCUGUGUUUUACUACAGGUGCCGGGUUGUUUCCCAUCAUGCCUCAUAAUGGGCUCUGUAGCCAAUUGUGCCUCCAAGAACCUCCGCUGGGUUCCUCCUCUCCCUCCCCACAUCACCCACCUGUACCUGGAGAUGAACCACAUCGGUGAGAUCAACUCCACCUCCCUGCUGGGCUUGGAGGAGCUGCAGGAGCUGGACCUCGGACAACAGUACACGCCACUGGUGAUCAGGAACAACGCCUUCAGCAGACAGAAACAACUGAAGAGGCUGGUGCUAGGCUUCAAUGUCGGCCUUCGACUGGAGCCAGAGGCUUUUGUGGGACUGUCCAGUUUGCAGAAUCUCCACCUUUAUUACUGCUCGCUUCAAGACUCCAUACUGAUGGAGAACUAUCUGGAGCCGCUGUCCUCCUUAGAGACUCUUGACCUCUUUGGAAACAAGAUAAACAGACUCAAGCCUUCAAUGUUUUUUGCAAACAUGACUAAUUUGAAAGAUUUGAAUCUAAAGCUGAACAGAAUUGAUAAAAUGUGUGAGUCUGAUCUGGUUGGUUUCCAGGGGAAGAACUUCAGGGUUCUGAACCUGGACUCUGUUCACCUUAAGGCCAUGUCUAGUGAAGGUUUUGACUGGCAGAAAUGUGGGAAUCCUUUCAGAGGAAUGUUAUUUCAGACACUCGACUUGUCCCACAAUGGGUUCGGUGUGGGCAAAUCAAAGCAGUUUUUCAGAGCAAUUGAAGGGACUAAGAUCUCCCAUCUCAGACUGUCAGGACACAUGGGUAAAGGGUUCUCAUUCAAUAAUCUCCCUGAUCCAGACCGUAGCACGUUUGAAGGUCUGAGCAACAGUUCAGUCCUCUCUCUGGAUCUGUCUAAAAACAGGAUAUUUGCAUUGCAACAGGGGGUUUUUAGUCCACUGAAAGAGGUCGCAAUCAUUGACGUUUCCCAAAACAGAGUGAAUCAGAUACACAGAAAUGCCUUUGAAGGUCUUCAGGGACAUCUAAAAAUGCUCAACCUGUCACACAACCUGUUAGGGGAAAUCUAUUCUUACACUUUUGCUUCUCUGACAAACCUGCAAGUGUUAGACUUGUCUCACAAUCACAUUGGUGCACUGGGUUAUGGUUCCUUUAGCGGCCUUCCCAACUUGAAAGCAUUACAUCUAACAGGAAACUCUUUGCGAGAUCUCGGCUUCCCUGAAUCUCUGCCGAGCUUAGAUUAUCUCCUGUUGAAAGACAACAGGCUGACGUCCUCGUCUGUGAGCGGUCUCACGCGGUUUGCCAGCAAUAUUAUGCAUCUGAACAUUCAGGACAACAGAUUAACAAACCUGGGCGAUGUUUACACCUUUUUGACUCGCCUGAAACGCCUCCAGCAUCUCCUCUACGGGGGAAACACGAUCAAGUGGUGCACACUCAGUAGACAAGUUCCAGCAAUUGGUUUGCUCCAAGUUCUUGAUCUUCACAGCAGCUCCCUGCAGUCUGUGUGGUCUCAGGGGAGAUGCCUCAAUCUGUUUGACAACCUUGGACAUGUGAUUGGUGUCAACUUGAGCUUCAACGCACUGCAGUCUCUUCCUCAUGGCAUUUUCAAGGGUCUCACCUCUGUAGUGGAGAUGGACCUCUCAUCCAACACUUUGACUUACCUUCAGCCUGAUGUAUUACCCAAAAGUGUCAAAGUACUCAACCUCUCCAACAACUUCAUAGCGUCCCCUGACCCCGCCGCAUUUCGCUCUCUCAGCUUCCUCGACCUAAAAAUGAACCGAUUUCACUGCGACCCAAACCUGAAGAGCUUCCUCACUUGGCUGAACAAGACCAAUGUAACUCUACUGAGCCCUGCUGAGGAGCUCAAAUGUGAAUUUCCGUCUGGUUUCUAUAAUGUUCCUCUGUUAGAUUACUCUGCUCAGGUCGGACAACAGUAAAAGCAAUUAAAAGUGAACAAAUAUGUGUAUCCUUUCAGCAUGACACCUAGAAAAGUAUAAGGAAUCAAACACAGGUGUCAUGUAUUGUUGAUUUCAGUUUAUAACAUGAUGUUUUCUGUAUCAAAUAUGUAUUCAGAUUUGUGUCUGAUAAUGUUAAGAAUGAAAUAUUUCAAAACCUGUAGACGUAAUACAAUUCCAGACCUAUAUAGGAAAAUUACAGCAUUGACUUACAGUCCACAUGUGGUGCAUAUCUCAGCCAACUGUACAACCAUAGCUGGCCCUAUUUUGUCCUGAUG